AUGGAAUUAAAUAAAAUUUUUAUCCUAGCAAUUUGUUCUCUCUUUUGGAACGCAGAUCUGGCUACAAGUCAAAAACGCUUGAGUGUUCGGUGUAUAAAUCAGUGCCCUGCUCUUGAGGACAAGAUAAGAUCAUUAAAUACUGAGCUGGGUGAAAUUCGUAACAGAAAUGAUGCUAAUAUGAAGGAAAUCAUGACGACUGAUGACAUGAGUCGUUUUGUUAAACUUCGAGAAACAGUAGAGAAGCAGGGAGAGGGAAGAAUAAGCACAAGAUCGAUUUCAGAAAUGAAUUCAAUCCUGGCCAAGUACUAUGAAAGUAAUCCAAGAGCUGCAGCUUGGGAAGUGAUGGCUGAAACAAGUGUACGAGUAGAAGAAAUAACAAAAUCAUUUGAUGACAUUUUAAAUGAUCGUUCAGUGACGGAUGAAUACUGUGUCCCCUGUAUUGAAUCAUCAGCAAUGAAAAUUGGCAUUACUGUGACUUUUAGUUGGCCUCCUCCAAAAAUUAAAGUUACAUUUACUUUUUCAUUCUAA
Clunio marinus is the source of this 528-nucleotide messenger RNA. The record is from the annotation of a GenBank genome assembly. Lineage: Eukaryota; Metazoa; Arthropoda; Insecta; Diptera; Chironomidae.